Ornithorhynchus anatinus (platypus) is the source of this 1509-nucleotide messenger RNA. RefSeq names its product ubiquitin related modifier 1 (gene URM1). Gene Ontology annotation, cellular component: nucleus; cytoplasm. Gene Ontology annotation, molecular function: protein tag activity. Gene Ontology annotation, biological process: tRNA thio-modification; protein urmylation. The transcript has 5 exons. The coding region runs from base 38 to 343 and encodes 101 amino acids. The record is from RefSeq and is a predicted model, not a curated record. NCBI's taxonomy places the organism in Eukaryota, Metazoa, Chordata, Mammalia, Monotremata, Ornithorhynchidae.
AGAGGGCGGGACUUCCGGCGGCUCGGGUUCCCCCAAGAUGGCGGCGCCCGUGUCGGUGCGGGUGGAGUUCGGAGGUGGAGUCGAACUCCUGUUUGACGGCGUGAAGAAGCACCUGGUGACCUUGCCCAGCCAGGCAGAGCCCUGGGACAUCCGGCACCUCCUCGUUUGGAUCCAGAGCAACCUGCUGAAAGAGCGACCCGAGCUGUUCAUCCAGGGAGACAGUGUGCGGCCCGGAAUCCUGGUGCUGAUCAACGACGCCGACUGGGAGCUUCUGGGUGAGCUGGACUACCAAUUGAAGGACCAGGACAACAUUAUCUUCAUCUCGACCUUACAUGGUGGUUAAAAUCCCUGAAAGCCCAGAGGCAGAAACCCUCAAGAUGGGGGAUCAAAAUUAAAAAAAAAAAAAAAAGGAAGACUCAACCUUUGCCCCCUGGGCUCUCAGGGCUGCUCAGGGUGCUUCUGGCUGGCUGGCUGUCAGGAAGGACUAACCAGUGACAGUAAGAAGCCCAAGCCCCCCUGCAGUGGCUCCUGGAACCGACUCCUUUCUUUCCCACCUUCCCUCCUUGUCCCAAUCUCCUCCCUAUUUUUCCGUCUCCCCAGCUCUCCCUCCGGACAGGGAAAUGAGGCCAAGCACUCAAAACAAGCAAGGGAACUGGAGGACGCAGCUUUCUCCCUCUCCCCGGCCCCAACCAAACUCAGCAGAUGGACCGCCCCUUGGCCAAAAGUGCCUUGACGUCUUGUGUCUAUCCGUGUUGGGGUCCGGGUGGUCAAGUGAGGAACCGAGUAGAAUAUUCAACCCCAAGUGGAGUCCCUGAGGGCCCUGGUUAGGGGUCCUAGUCACCCUUCUACCUCCGGUUCCAUUCCUGGAAAAGUGGGGAUGAGCCUCCCAGCAGAUGGACUAAAAAGACCCUGAACAAGCACCCCUAGGGUAGCGCUCUCUGCCUCUUCCACCCCAAUCUCCACAACUGGCUUCAGGUUUUCCGAGCCGCUCCAGCUUCUCCUCUCCCUCUGCCUCCUCAUGCCCUGGGCUUCAAUUUAGGGCAUUACCCCAGGUCAGACAGGCCACCAGCCGACCUACCUCCACACCCCUCCAAGAAAGGACUGCUGCCGGUCAAGCCCCGCUGGAGGGAAAGAGUGGACAGGAGCCGACAGCCCUGGGCUGGGAGGUGGAACCGACCUCUGGACUUGCCGGCUGCCACUGCCCAGUUGGAUGAGGGCGGGCGUCCGCUCUCUGGUGUCACCCGGGAUUUUGGCCAUCACUGAAUGGGACGCCUCCCUUGGGAGAGGGAGCCUAGGGAGUGUAUGUGGAGGGGCGGGAGGGAGGGGGGACGGAUUGCAGCCUUUUGACCCCAGAUUGAGUUCUCCAGCUUCUCACCACCAAAACUCAAAGAGAGCAGGAGUCCCAAGCCCCUCCCACCCCGCAGAUCCGUCUGGAGGCCAGCGCCGCAGAGCUUGUAACAGCCGGUGUCGGGCAAAUAAAGGCCUGCAUGCUUGGCGUUUUUUUCUUUA